CUGCGCGGGGUCGCGCGCGGAGCGUGCCCCGCCCCGCCCGCCGCCGCGAGCCCCGGUGCCGCCAUGAGGCGAGGGGAGCGGCGCGGGCUGGGGCCCGGCCCCGGCAAGGCCGCGCUGGAGGAGCAGAGCCCGCAGCACAACGGGCCCGGCCCGCGCCGCAGCACCGAGUCCGAGGUCUUCGACGACGGCACCAACACCUUCUUCUGGAGAGCUCAUACCUUAACAGUCCUGUUCAUCCUCACGUGUGCGCUGGGCUACGUGACCCUGCUUGAAGAAACACCACAAGAUACAGCCUACAACACAAAGAGAGGCAUCGUUGCCAGUAUCUUGGUUUUCCUGUGUUUUGGAGUGACACAAGCUAAAGAUGGACCAUUUUCAAGACCUCAUCCAGCCUACUGGAGGUUUUGGCUGUGUGUCAGCGUUGUCUAUGAGCUCUUCCUCAUCUUUAUACUCUUCCAGACAGUCCAGGACGGGCGGCAGUUCAUGAAGUACAUUGACCCACAUUUAGGUGUUCCUUUGCCAGAAAGGGACUAUGGUGGCAACUGCCUUGUUUAUGAUCCUGGCAACGAAACGGAUCCAUUUCACAACAUCUGGGACAAACUGGAUGGAUUUGUCCCUGCUCACUUUUUUGGCUGGUACCUGAAGACACUGAUGAUUCGGGACUGGUGGAUGUGUAUGAUCAUCAGUGUGAUGUUCGAGUUUCUGGAGUACAGCCUGGAACACCAGCUUCCAAACUUCAGUGAAUGUUGGUGGGAUCACUGGAUAAUGGAUGUGAUCCUGUGUAAUGGAUUAGGAAUUUAUUGUGGGAUGAAGACUCUGUCUUGGCUUUCUUUGAAAACGUACAAGUGGCAAGGACUUUGGAACAUUCCUACAUACAAGGGUAAAAUGAAGAGAAUUGUCUUCCAGUUCACCCCCUACAGCUGGGUGAAGUUUGAGUGGAAGCCAGCGUCCAGCCUGCGCCGGUGGCUGGCGGUUUGCGGCAUCAUCUUUGUGUUUUUAUUGGCAGAGCUGAACACCUUUUACUUGAAGUUUGUCCUUUGGAUGCCACCAGAACACUACUUGGUCCUGUUGCGACUUGUCUUUUUUGUCAAUGUGGGAGGUGUGGCCAUGAGGGAGAUCUACGACUUCAUGGAUGACCCGAAGUUCCACAAGAAGCUGGGCCAGCAGGCAUGGCUGGUGGCUGCCAUCACCGCCACGGAGUUCCUCAUCGUCGUGAAGUAUGAUCCCUACACGCUCACGCUCUCUCUUCCCUUCUACAUUACCCAGUGCUGGAUCCUGGGGAUUAUCCUGGUGCUCACCUGGACAGCCUGGAGGUUCUUCAUUCGUGACAUCACCCUACGGUAUAAGGAGAUCAGGAGACAGAAGCAAGAGCACAAACAUGAAAAGGACAAAUGCUUGAGCAAUGGUGAUGGACACUCAGCAAUGCUGGAGGAACAAAACGGGAACAAACUAAGGGAGAGGAAACUCUGAGCCAUGGACAGAAGGCUGAGAGGAACCCGUAGUGCUCAAGUUGGCCUGGUGGACAGUUUCAACCUUAUCCUACCUAACUCGUACUUGUCAUUGUUAGCUUUCCAAGGUGUGAAAUCCUCUCGGGGAAGAGAUGUCACUUGGGCAUACAUACACACCCUUUCUCCUCGUGUGCACCUGGUCAGAGAGGGGGAAAGUCUGUGUAGAGGGAAGUGAGAACUAACACCACUGCAACGAGACAGGAUCUUCAUCCUGCCAUAUUUUAUGUCUUCCUUGCAAACCAGGUUUGGAGAUGAGGGGCUUUACAACAAAGUGCAAAGGGAACGUAGCUGAUCUAGCCAGUAAACUGUGAGAUUUCCAUGGGAUGUUUGGGCAUUAGGAACACUUGGUUGGAGUGUGCAGAUUCCAGGCACAGGGAAUGAGCUAUUUUUUUAAUGCUGAAACUACCUUGAGCUGUGCAGUGAGAUCGUGUCAAGUGUCCAGCCAGCACUUCACUGCAGCGACAUGAGCACAGGGAAACCUGUGCCCAGGCUGCACAACCUGCACCGUGUCCCACACUCCGCUGCUGUUACAGCCCCUGCAGCACGGGGGCCAUUGCCUUUCUCUGAACUGACUUCCAGCAUCCUGGAAUAGCCUACAGGAGGUUUGUGUUGUAUCACAGCUCUGGGGAGACAGACGGCUUCUCCUUAGUUCUUUUGUUUUAAUUUAUCUUUUAGUCUUGGUCAUCUCUUAAAUGUGAGGGAGGGGUAAAUAAGAAAGGUCAACCUGCCUUUUCUGUAUGUGAAGUAUAACUUAUUACAAGCAGAAACUGGGAGUAGUUGCUCCAUCAGUCUUAAGCUGUUUGCCUUAUUCUCAGCUCUUUUCCUUUGUUCUCACGAGGGUUUCCUGCCUGGUCCGUGCUGUACGGGGCGCCUCAGGCUCUGCACCCUUCAGAGCUGCCCCAUUGCCCCCGAGGUAGCUCCAGACCGAGCAGCCCCCCCGGGUCUGGCCGGAUGAGCCCUCCCUGGUGUCACACAGAACAGACCAAGCACGUCAUCGUGCUGCCCGUGCAGCAGCAGGGGUCUGCAGGCCGGGCCAGGCCAGGCAGCAUUCCUGCUGUGACUCAGCGUCUGGGAGAAGACACUGGAAACCUGGGCUGUGUUUCAGGGGGGGUGUUUGGCUCCUUAUUCCAAAAUGUGAGGUGCGGCAUUAAACAUCAGUUCUGUCACCUCUGCUCAGCACCUUUGCCUUGUGUCCAAGGCACCGAUGUAACCGCAUCACUAAUGCAGUGACCUAACGUGGCUGUCAAGGGAUGCUCUUCAGGGAGGUGUUUAUCCGGGACAACCUGACAUGAGCAACCACCACCACCCCUAAAGCUGGGAGUGCAGCCCCAGACUCGAAGUGGCAGGAGAGCUGCAGAGCUGCUGCCUGGCAAACAUCCACAGUUUUGAUGUGGUUUGGUCUCAUGUGUGAGUGACAACCAAGACCCAGGUUUCUCCCAUGUUUGCAGUGACCUGGACACUUCCCACCCAUGGGGAACAGCUCGGCACUGGGGCAGGCUCAGCUGAUGGAGGUUUGGUUGCAGCUGAAGAGCUCCACGGGUGAAGCAGAGCUGAUGGGACAGGGGUGAGGCAGAGGAGGGUGACCAAGGUGGGAGGAAGCACCAAGCUCCUUCCUGGAGUAUGUGCAAUGUUCUGUGGAUAGUCGUGCAACGGCUGCUCAUAGGUGCUAGUGUUGUGCUGCUGUGAGGUAGUGACGAGUACUAUGUACUAUGUGUAGUAGCGCUGACGAGGCUGGAAACGGGCAGUGCUGACUUGAGCAGGGAUUUGUUUCCAUCCCUUUCCCCCUGGAGUCGUUCCAGCCCAGCUUUAGCCCAGUCUCACAGCCCGUGGCUGGCUGUGGUAGCUCCUCCCGGCUCAGCGAGGCUCAGGUCAGUGUAUCUCUGUUCUGCUGUAGCCCUGUUCCCUGCAUGGAGCAGGUAACAGGCAGACCUGGGAGAAUCCAUCACUGUUCCUCCUCCCAAAGACCUGCUGAGAUACAUCUGGAGCACCCGGUGAGGAACACCCAGGGUUGUGGUGCGCCUGUACCCCAGCGACAGGCGCUGCGGCCGCUGUGUUGUAGGUACUCACUGUGUAGGUCCCCUGGUAACAAUUCUGGAGCUUUGACCUCAUACAUAAACCACCGACUCGUUUGUCUUCAUCUAAACAGCUUUUACGGUUAGUCUGGGUGCCUGAACCCGUGUAAUAAAGCGAUGUUUGUUUGCUGCUGUGUUCUUUGGUA
Molecule: messenger RNA, 3726 nt
Organism: Strigops habroptila (Kakapo)
Lineage: Eukaryota; Metazoa; Chordata; Aves; Psittaciformes; Psittacidae
Gene: PTDSS2
Product: phosphatidylserine synthase 2
Exons: 12
Coding region: 64-1470 (468 amino acids)
Biological process (GO): phosphatidylserine biosynthetic process
Molecular function (GO): L-serine-phosphatidylethanolamine phosphatidyltransferase activity
Source: RefSeq, a predicted model, not a curated record